Messenger RNA from Biomphalaria glabrata, 1128 nucleotides. RefSeq lists its product as uncharacterized. Bases 1 to 1128 code for a protein of 375 amino acids. The record is from RefSeq and is a predicted model, not a curated record. NCBI's taxonomy places the organism in Eukaryota, Metazoa, Mollusca, Gastropoda, Planorbidae. The transcript is spliced from 2 exons.
AUGGCGGCGCCCAUCCCUCUCCAUGCUGACCACAGCCGAAUGCCUCCAAUUAGGUGGAUCGCCUUGGAAGUGGUCAAUAAGGUCCCGAAAAAGGACAUCCUUGUUGUACAAGGAGACUGGAAUGCCAAAGUAGGAAGUGACUCCUAUCAAACCUGGAAAGGCACUUGUGGAAAAUACAGUAACCUCUCAACCAAUGAACGAGGUCGAAGACUGUUAGAAUUUGCAAAAUACAACAAUCUCUUACUGGCUAACACACUAGGAUGCCACAAAAAAUCGCGUAUAACCACAUGGCACAGUCCGAACGGAGAGCACCACAACCAGAUCGACUAUAUCAUGGUGCAACAGAGUUUUAAGACAAGCAUCCAUACAGCUAAAACAAGAAGUUUUCCUGGAGCUGACAUUGGAAGCGACCAUGACCUUGUUAUGACGACCCUUAAAGUACACCUAAAAAAGGUAACAAAACAAGGACCUACCAGGAUAAAAUUUGACCUGGACAAGCUGAAAGACCCCCAAGUAGCUGCCAUAUUCGAGGCACAAGUAGGAGGACGCUUUGCAGCCCUCAACAUCUUGGACUCCAAUGACCAGGAUAUCGAUACGCAAGUCAAUAUGCUAAACACAGCAGUCACAGAUACAGCCCUGGAAAUAUUAGGGAAGCUCCGCCCGCCCAAAAAACCCUGGGUAACAGAGGAUAUACUCCAACUCUGUGACAAGCGACGGGAGCUUAAAGGGAAAAAGCUGUCCGACCCAAAAUAUGUCCAAGAAUACAAAAGCGUCAACAAACGGAUUAGAAAGGGAAUGAAAGAAGCGAAGAAAAAGUGGAUAGAGAAUAAGUGUCAAGAAAUUGAACAGGGACUUAAUAGAAACAACAGCAAAAAAGCGUACCAAUUAGUAAAGGACCUCACUACUUCAAAGCAUGGAAGAACCAACACAAUACAAGACAAAAACAACAAAUGCUUAACCGAGGACAAAGAUGUGUUGAAAAGAUGGACGGAAUACUGUUCAGAGUUGUAUAACUUUGAAAUCUCAGGAGAUCCAGAGAUACUAAAUGUCCCGACAGUUUCCAACAUUGACGACUAUCCGAUUCUUCGCUCGGAAGUAGCAGCAGCAGUAAAAGCCCUGAAAAAGUGA